UUAUUUUUGUUUGUUUGCCUGAAUUCAUUGAACGCGUCUUCGAUCCAUCCGAGUCUCCUCCGACCGUGCUGUGAUCUCGCCGCGUGCUCCACCGUCGGAGGAUCAUCGCCGUUCUCUGAAGCUGAAGAUGAAUUGGAAGUUCCCAGGUAGCUUCAUUAGGGGGAACCAGGAAAGCCCGUCUUCAGCAAAUAGUCAGGAUAUUCCAACUCAAUCUUGGUAUCCUCCAUCAGUAAUUGGUUCUUCACGUCCUUCUACACCUGGUGGUUCUUCCAGUAGUGCACAUCAAAGGGUCGAGCGAACAGAAUCUUUAUCUUCAUCACAUGGUCAACCUUCUCCUGCUGAGGCAGCAGGAAUAAUUUCUCGUUUGAAAGAUAAAAGUGUUGAUGAGCUGAAAAAACUUUUAUCAGACAAGGAGGCAUACAAUCAGUUUUUCCAUUCACUUGACCAAGUUAAGACUCAAAAUAAGUUGCGCGAUGAUCUUCAGAGAGAGACGUUGCAACUUGCAAGGGAGAACCUAGAGAAGGAACCUAGAAUUCUAGAGCUCAGAAACCAGUGUACCAUUAUUCGAACAACUGAGUUGGCAGCUGCUCAGGAGAAACUAACUGAACUUGAGAAGCAAAAGGAGGAAUUGCUAAGGUCUUAUUCACCUUCAGCAUUGCUUCAAAAGUUGCAUGAUGCCAUGGAUAAAGUGGAAGAAGAAUCCGAAGUCCUUCACAGACAACUCCUUGAGAAGGAGAUCGACCUCGCCACUUUCGUGCCGAAAUAUAAGAAGCUUCGCACUAUUUAUCACAGAAGAGCUCUCCUCCAUCUUUCUGCUAGAACAACUAUGUGAUGUAGAAAAUCAAAUCUAGUGCCCGGCACAUAACUUCGGUUCUGUUAUCGACUUUUAUGCCUGAUGAUUGCGCAUAUUCUGUGUUGAAUCUGGGUUAUUAUUAUUCCAGGUUCUGAUGUAUUUGUCAUAUAAAAAUUUAUUGUGCCUUGGUGAUACCGAACCCACA
Molecule: messenger RNA, 998 nt
Organism: Dioscorea cayenensis subsp. rotundata (Guinea yam)
Lineage: Eukaryota; Viridiplantae; Streptophyta; Magnoliopsida; Dioscoreales; Dioscoreaceae
Product: vacuolar protein-sorting-associated protein 37 homolog 1
Exons: 8
Coding region: 128-832 (234 amino acids)
Biological process (GO): protein targeting to vacuole; ubiquitin-dependent protein catabolic process via the multivesicular body sorting pathway; protein targeting to membrane
Cellular component (GO): ESCRT I complex
Source: RefSeq, a predicted model, not a curated record